AGAAAAGUACAUAUUGUCUGCCCAAAAUUUGCGCAUCUCUGUGAAACUUCAUUUCAUUCCCAGAAACUUACAUCAGCGACAAAUCAGCAUGGAGACUUUCGCCUCAAAGGAUGUAGAUGCCUUUUCUAGGAUAAUGCAAUUCACCCCAACCUUGCGCCGUGCAGUAUACGAAGCCAUUUCACCCAAAAACCCCCAGAACAGUGCAAGCGGAAAGAAUGUAUUGAUUACUGGGGCUACACGAGGAAUUGGCAAGGGCAUUGCUAUGACUUGGGCUCAAGCUGGCGCCAGUGGAAUUGUCAUCACAGGACGGAACAAAGCUGCCCUUGAUACUACUGCCGAAGAAAUCAAAAAUAUCUCGCCCGACACAAAGGUACUCGCUGUGACUGCAGACGCCACGUCUCCCGAAGAUGCGAAGAAGUUGUGGUCUGAAGUCAGAUUCGGGAUGGGCCUAAUUGACGUACUCAUCUGCAACGCUGGCGUUCAUUUUGAGAGCGACGAUGGUAGCCCACGAGUUGGCGAUAUUGAUCCUGAACGCUGGUUUUCUGUGCUGAGCACCAAUAUUUUCGGUCCCCACCUACAUACAUACAACUUCCUUCAGCAAUAUCUUUCCGAGGGAAAGGCACCAAUCGGAACUGUCGUUUUGAUUAGCUCUGGUGCAGCUCUGUUCGCCCGUCCUGGCGGUUCCGCAUAUUCAAUUAGCAAGGGUGUGAAUGCUCGCCAAGCAGAGGCCUUACAUAUUGAAUACCCCGGUGUUCGUGCAUUCUCAGUCCAUCCAGGUAUGGUGGACACCGACAUGGCCAUGGCCCCCGUUAGACACAUGGCUAUAGAUCCUCCUGAACUUGCGGGCUCCUUUACACUGUACUUGAGCACGCCAAAAGCAGACUUUUUAAGAGGUAAAUAUCUCAGUGUGAAUUGGGAUGUAACAGAGAUGGAAGCUCGCGCACCAGAGAUCAAAGAGAAGGGAUUAUUAAAAUUGACAUUUCUGAAUGCAAAAUUAGGGCCAGGAGGGCACCCUUUUGAGACUGCUGUACUAUAGUAGUACCAAUCUAU
Molecule: messenger RNA, 1050 nt
Organism: Aaosphaeria arxii CBS 175.79
Lineage: Eukaryota; Fungi; Ascomycota; Dothideomycetes; Pleosporales
Exons: 5
Coding region: 89-1036 (315 amino acids)
Cellular component (GO): cytosol
Molecular function (GO): oxidoreductase activity
Source: RefSeq, a predicted model, not a curated record